Molecule: messenger RNA, 2247 nt
Organism: Paramacrobiotus metropolitanus
Lineage: Eukaryota; Metazoa; Tardigrada; Eutardigrada; Parachela; Macrobiotidae
Exons: 2
Coding region: 163-1056 (297 amino acids)
Source: RefSeq, a predicted model, not a curated record
CGUAACAUUUAUUACUGCAUACUUAAUCAGUUAAAUGCUCCUGCCCAGCCGGUAAUUGGAGGUGGUACUUUAUAAUAACAUCCCGUAUUUUUUGCACCGCAGACAACUCACAACAAUAGCGAGAGCCGCGAUAGGUGAAACUAGAAGUGACCACGCUCUACCAUGCGCCAAACUGCAACGUGGUUUAUUCUUAUUUUGAUGGACCAAUGUGCUGGUUUCACCGACCACGAUUACGAAACUGAAUGCAAUGCACCAACACUGCCGCCCACCGUGCAUACUGAUACCGUCCCGCCCAUUAGUUCUUUCCGUAUGGACACUCUCACUGCGGAAGAAUGUCGUACAUAUGCGGAAAUGUCCUGCGGUGAUGGGAAGUACGACUACUGCAUCAUGGACUAUCCACCAGACAGCCAAGUGAACCCGCUAACGAAGACAUAUUUCGAGAUUAGCUGCUGGGACGGCGGAACCCGGACCGCCAUCGCCCAAUACUCUAGAAACGUCAGUGUAACCAGUCCCAACCGAGCGAUAGCGCUGGAGUUAGCAGAACGCAACGAUACGGAAGACCCUGUGCAUCAUGAAGCCAUCGAUCCCAUUCGUAAGCAAAUCAUCCAGUUAUAUAUGCGGAGUUGCGUAACCGCCCAGAUCACCGCCAAGAUUUUCGGUGCCGGUGAUAUGCCAAAUUUGGUCACCCUGCAACUGUGGCGAGGAAGAGAUUUGGUGGUCAAGAAACGGGACUUCUCGCGACUUCCUAACAUCCGGAUGAUUAUCUUCGGCUACACCACUAUCCAGGAAAUGGAGGCGUACACGUUUACUGAUAUUGUCCAUUUGGAAAGUUUAGCGCUGGAAAAGAAAAUAGGCUACAAUUUGUAUUUAUUACAGCCCGAAGAGUCAAAAUGGCUCAGCUCUAUGCGGCCCUGGUCAUUACAAGCGAGCGAUAUGGCAAAAGUCGGAAGAUUACACUGUGAUUGCGCGUUUGCCUGGUAUCGUAACUUCCUCAAGCGAAAGCCGUACUUAAUUCAGGGAGACAGGGAGAAGUGGCGAUCAUCGGAAAUUAUAUAAGUGAAUCCGCAAACUCCGAUGUCUGGGAAGGACGUUUAAGUGUCGACUGUGCUAAGGCGUUCAACUACAAUAAUACGUACACCAAGAAUGGAGAGACUAAGUUAGAGCCCGGCACGAGCAGCAAAAAUGCUGCUCGGCUCGCUCGUUUUCACUUGCCAAAACUUUCCGCUCGUUCAGCUCGCUCGCGGCCGAACCGCCGCUCGCUCGGCUCGCUCGUUUUUUAGUUUUACUUUGUUGUUGCUCGCUCGACUCGAUCGUGUUCUUAUUUUUACAAAUCUGCUCGCUCGUGAGCGGAGCUAAUUUAACGUUUCAAAUUUUUUGCGCGAAUUAGACAUUUCAAAAUUUAAGUCUCCCCAAAAAAACAAAAACUUAGUCAAAAAAGGGUAUCUGAAAUAACUUCUCUUUCACAUUGGCAGUUCAUUUUCUAUAACUUCGUUUUUUCGCUGAUAGCUUUCUGUAAUUUGAACUGAUUCCCGUUUUUUUGUGUAUUUUGAAAAGCAAUAAAAAUGUUUGAAAUGUUUACCAAGCCAUAAAGGAAUUAAAAAACAGGUUAAAUUAUGUCUUCGUUGGUUACGGAUUAUCGUUACUUAGUCCUGAUUCCCGAGUCCAACAUGUCAAGGUAAAAUUUAGUAAACUAGUUCGCGCGAAGGUGACGGUGAUUUACGACCCUUUUCAGCUUGGUCAAGCUAAUUUUUACGCUGGAAACUUUUUCAGUUCGCCUAAAAUCAGCCUGUAAGCUCGUGAUCGCUCGCACCCGGCGAUCCCGCUCGCUCGGCUCGCUCGCAUAUUUUUUUCCUGUUGCUCGGCUCGUUCAUGAAUUUUCAAAACAGCGCCUGCUCGCUCGAAGUGCUCGCGAGCACCGAGCGCUCGCGAGCCGAGCCGAGCUGCUCGGCUCGUGCCGGGCUCUAUGGAGAGUACUCGUACAAUACGUCGUGUUAUAAUUUGGCUUGUUAGGGUGGGAGACAUGGUUUGCUGUUUUAAUCAUGUCUUUUAAUGCUGGUCCUGUCCGGCAAUCGGUCCGGACAGGACUGUGCUGUGGUGCUGUUUAUUUUUGCACCGUAUUGUACUAUACGAGGACUGGAUAAGCAUCUUCGGUAGCGGACUUUCAUGCUAUUUUUGUCUCUCUGUAUUAAUGGUAUUCUCACUUAUUCGAUUUUUUGUAUUGAUACUGUAGUCUACCGCCGAUUGUGC